AAUACGAAAUAAAAAGUCGACUCUUAUCUACAUUACAUUUUAUGACCGUUGAAAUCUACAAUUUUAAUGUCGAUUAAUUAAAAAUUAAUUUAUUAAGAUAAUUAAACAAAUAAUGAUGAAAGAGAAAUUAAACAAAAAUUUGCGAGGACAAAAUAAAACUAAUGAAAUUUUUACCAACGAGCUUGAAGCAACCGUUUCUUUUCAAAUAUCCGAAUCUAAAUGGCAGGAUAUUUUUGAAGAAGAGAAUAAUUCCUUCAUCGUGAAUUCUAUUUUAAAUGAAAUCAUUUCUUCGACGAUGAAUGCAAUUUACAAUGUGUAUCUUGAAAAAGCAGUUUAUUCAUUUGUAGUUCAUUGUUCGCAUGUAGCCUGGCUACAACUAUUCGAUGCAAUGGACUUACAGUAUGAUUUAGGUGAAGAUCCUACAUCAAUUAAAAAAUACUGGAUAGGAGACGAAGAACACAGACCAUCACCGGUUGAUUUAUUAUGUUUUAAAAAUGUCAAAAUACGUAAAAAGUGUCAAAUUUGUCCAUCUUCCGAGAACUAUCAAAAAUCAUCAAACUGAUUUAU
This is a messenger RNA of Vespa mandarinia (Asian giant hornet), 567 nucleotides long. RefSeq lists its product as uncharacterized. The record is from RefSeq and is a predicted model, not a curated record. Lineage: Eukaryota; Metazoa; Arthropoda; Insecta; Hymenoptera; Vespidae.